AUGUCCUCGGAAGCGGGGUCACCAGUAUCUCUCCAGGGCCAGGACACCAACUCUCUUCUCAAUGGCAUGGGAGACUACCUGGUGCGAACAGCCUCUGUGUGGGCCAAGCUCACGAAGAACCUCGCCGCCGGCGACCACAUCGAACAGGCAGUCCACGAUGCGCACUUGAGGGCAGCGCAGGACACACGAUUCUCCGAUACGUUGAGCAUAGCAGCUCUUGACGUUGACCUAACGAAACUUCGAAAGAUACAGAAUCUGACUGCUCAGUAUUCGCGCGACGUCCAAGCCAUAUGGUACACUGAAAUGCCGGACCAUGAUUCUUCGCUAGAGUCGCAUGCAGCUGUGUCUCCAUUCUACAACAUGAGGCCUCUCUCCAUCCAGCAUACCUUCCAGAGCUCCAUGAUGACACACACCGACAGCAAGCCCAGGACGUGGUGCGGUAUCCCACCCACGGCGAAUGGGGUGGAGAAUGGUGGCACUAUUGACGACGACUCGGGUUCCGACGGUAGUGACGACGAAGACGACGGCCUGUUUCAGGGCCUCAACCUCGACAGUCUCAAGAGCAGGGGUAAAGGGCAGCACUACUGUCCCAAAAUGCACAACUGUACCAAGGGAGGAGUGGACGAUAACGGUAGACUUGUUGCCUUUGUCAGAAACUCGGCUUAUCUGCAGCAUUGCAACAAGCACAUAAAGCCUUGGCGGUGCGAGAAACCGUACUGCCCCAACCCUCCCAAGAAGCGCAAGUUUGCCCGACGAGAUGGCCUGGAGAGACACCAGACAUCUGUGAGCCACAAGCCACCCGGUGCCAGAAGUCCCAAGGUUGCAAAAGUACGAAAGGACAUGAUGUGA
This is a messenger RNA of Geosmithia morbida, 849 nucleotides long. RefSeq lists its product as uncharacterized. The transcript has 3 exons. The record is from RefSeq and is a predicted model, not a curated record. Bases 1 to 849 code for a protein of 282 amino acids. Lineage: Eukaryota; Fungi; Ascomycota; Sordariomycetes; Hypocreales; Bionectriaceae.